Messenger RNA from Sorghum bicolor (sorghum), 2766 nucleotides. Its product is annotated as plant UBX domain-containing protein 7. Gene Ontology annotation, cellular component: nucleus. Gene Ontology annotation, molecular function: ubiquitin binding. Bases 865 to 2661 code for a protein of 598 amino acids. NCBI's taxonomy places the organism in Eukaryota, Viridiplantae, Streptophyta, Magnoliopsida, Poales, Poaceae. Gene Ontology annotation, biological process: proteasome-mediated ubiquitin-dependent protein catabolic process. The record is from RefSeq and is a predicted model, not a curated record. The transcript is spliced from 2 exons.
ACUGUGUAAUUAGUUUUAUUUUUAUCUAUAUCUAAUACUUUAUGUAUGUGCUCCAAGAUUUGAUGUGACGGAGAAUCUUGAAAAUUUUUUAAUUUUCGGGGUGAACUAAACAAGGCCUUAGAGGAGCUGCUAUCGAAAAUGCUGAGACUCCGUGGACAAAGCGACGAUGGUGGUGUCUCAACGGAGACGCCACACCAUGCAACCUAACCUAUGUCAUCAACUGCAUAGCUACGCCGACUCAAAUAGAUUUACUACAUGAAGAAUAUAUUCCAUAUUAAUCUAAUGAUAUUUAUUAGGUAUCAUAAUUAUUAUUGUUCUUAUAUAGAUUGAUCAGAUUUUGUUUGUCUCUCCGAGAAUAAAAAAUUACAUUCUUUAUUAUGUACAAAUAUGGUCCACGAAGCAUUGUCUUAUCUAGAUUAGAUAAGUAGAUCAGCCGUGUGAUUAUUUAAAUAAGGACACGUGCCAUUCAUUAAGGCUAGAGGUCCAUGUGAUAAUUGGAUCCCAAGUGGCCAAGUCCAUGCAAUUUAAAUCCGUGCUCAAUUUGUUUACCCAAUAAUCUGAUCAUCAUACCAUCAUCUCGGAGGAUGUAUGUAUGUAUACUGGAAAAUUAUUAUUAACCGAAAACAAUCGAUGAGGACGAAUAAUAUCUACAUGUAGAUAUCUACGGAGCUGAGUAUAUAUAUCAGAAAGGUCGGUGGUGGUGUGGAGCAAUUCAAGUCAGGAGUUGGACUCGGAGGCGACUCGGUGUUUAUGCACACGUAGCUAGAGUUCUAUAAAGGAGAAGACCCACGCCGCUUUCCCGUGCCGCUCCGCUCCGAUCCGAUCCGAUCCGCCGCGUGUUGCCGCUUCGCUCUCAUCUCAGACAUGGAGGAUGAAGCAGCCCUCGUAGCCGCCUUCAUGAACUCCACCGGGUGCGGCCGCGAAGACGCCUUGAACCGCCUCGCCAGCUCCGGCGGGCACCUCGGCAGGGCCCUCAACAGCUUCUUCUCCAGCGGCGCAGGACCGUCGUCCGGGUCCGGUCGCCGCCGUUCUCGCUCCCCACCGCCGCCGUCGUCGCUGCAGGUUUCGUCGUCGGAGGAGGAGGAGGAUGCGGUGCGCGCUCGGCCGCCGGCCCCGGUCCCAGCCCGCCGUACCAGGGUGUCUAGGUGGGACAGCAAGACCAGAGUUGAAAGGAGGAGCAAGAGCAGCCGCCGUCGUGAACGCCGCCGCCGCUGCCGCCGCGACCGGCCCCGUGAGAGUGGUACUACUAACACCGCUGGUGGUGACAGGGCUGCGGAUGACAACCGCAGCCAUCGCCGGCGCUUCCGUGAAUUCCGUGAAGAUAUCUUGUCUGAUGGCGAGGAGGAUGAGGAAACUAACAACAGCAGCCGCCGUCGCCGGCGGUUCAAUCCCACCGAGCUCACUUCUCAUUCUGAAGACGAGAAGAAAGCCGCCGACGACAACAAUAGCCGCCGCCGCCGGCGGCUCAAUCCCACCGAGCUCACUCCUGAUUCUGAAGACGAGAAGAAAGCCGACGACAACAAUGAGAAUGUCAUCGACGUCUCCUCUGAUGACGGCGACAACGACGACGACGACGACUACAUGCAGGCGCUGGAAGAGGCAGCCAGGCCGGCACGGCAGCCGGCGCUGCCGCCGCCGCAUCCGCGGAACAGGACGUUCGAGGAGCUGUUCAAGGUUCCACACUCGCUGACGUUCAAGGGCGGGUUCCACGACGCGAAGGUUCACGCGGCGCGGCGGGCGCGGUGGCUGCUGGCGAACGUGCAGAGCUCCGAGGAGCUGCCGCUGCCGUCGCUGCACCAGAACCGCGACGUGUGGGGGAACGCCCUGGUGGCCCAGUGUGUCAGGGACCGCUUCGUGCUCUGGCACGCCGACGCCGACGCCGACGCCGCGGACGACGGCGAGGGGGAGGAGGAGGCCAAGAAGGUGCUCGGGUACUACGACAUACCGCACGACAAGCUCCCCGUCGUGGUGGUCGUCGACCCGGUCACCGGCCAGGCCAUGGACGUGCUGCACGGCAGCGCCGCCUGCGAGUUCAACGACUUCAUGGUGCGCCUGGGACCCUUCACGGACAUGAAGCCCACCAUUCCUGUCGCCAUGGCCAAGAGGUCCACCACCAGUGUAUCACCCGGCGAGCAGAGCAGCAUAAGACCUGCAACGACGACUACUGCUCCGACGAGUUCUUCCGAACGUGCCGCCGGGAAUCGACAACAGGCACCGACGACGACGACGACGGUGAUGAGAAAACCUCCUGAUGAUGCCGUCGUCGUGGCUGCGGCGGCGGUGGCGCCUACAUGCGAGGAUCGACAAGAACAUGCACCAACGACGACGACGACGACGGUGGCGGUGACGACGGAGCCGGUGGUGGCACCUUGCGCGGGUCAGCAGGCGGAGUCGGUGGAGGAGAAGGUCUGCAAGGUGAGGGUCCGGCUCGCCGAUGGCCGUGUGGUCACGAAGGAGUUUGGGAGCCAGUGCGCGGUGGCUGCGCUCUUCGCGUAUUGCCGGUCAAUGCUGGGUGCCGGAGGAGCGCCGCCGCCGGAGAAGCCGUUCCGGUUGAUGCGCUUCGUGGGCCGGGCAACGGAGGAAAUCGGUGACCACAACCAGAACGCCUCGUUCGAGAGCUUGGGCCUUCACUUGACAACUGUCUCGGUUCACCUUGGCUAAACCACUUGACAACUGUAUUAUUCGUCCAUCUCGCACAGGCUAGAACUUUAAAAGAUGUACUAUUAAUAUAUUUUAUUUGAUUAAUAAAAAAUUUUUUAUAUUAAA